AUGGCAUCCCGUCCCCCGCCCUCAUCCGCCGCUGCGGGUCCAUCGCGCACCCUCACCCUCACCUCCGCACCCGCUGCACCGACCGAUUCGGACGCGGGGAUUCUUCGCUUGCGACCGGCGGCCUCUGCCUCAUCGCGAUCCCAAUCACGCCGCGUAGUGUGGACCGACUCGACGGUGGACAACGAGCAUCUGGGAAAGAAGAAGAGCAAGAUCUGCUGCAUCUACCACAAACCCAAGGCGUUUGACGAGUCGUCCGACGAGAGCUCGAGCGGGAGCGAUUCCAGCGAGUCGGAUUCGAGUGAGGAGGACGGAAGUGAGAGCAGUGCAGACGAGGGACCAAAUGUCAGCCAGGGGUUGAGGGACAAGUUGAAACACAGGAAACACGGGCAUCAGCAUGAGCAUGGAGAAGGCUGCGAUGGACAUGCAGGGAAGGCGAAGGGCAAGGCGAAGGGGAGGACAAAGAGUUCGGGUGGGACACAGACUAUCACGACGACCAAAGAGGAGCAACAGGAGGAGCAAGGGGACAGCGAUGACGAGAGGCAAAAUGGCAGACCAAACGCUUACGAGCGCGGCACACGCUGA
Molecule: messenger RNA, 582 nt
Organism: Kalmanozyma brasiliensis GHG001
Lineage: Eukaryota; Fungi; Basidiomycota; Ustilaginomycetes; Ustilaginales
Product: Protein phosphatase inhibitor
Exons: 1
Coding region: 1-582 (193 amino acids)
Cellular component (GO): nucleus
Molecular function (GO): protein phosphatase 1 binding; protein serine/threonine phosphatase inhibitor activity
Source: RefSeq, a predicted model, not a curated record